AUGGCCAGGCUUGAAGACGUGGAUGCACCUCUGGAAGCACAGCUCUUGAGGCUCUGCUCGAGCAGGGAAAGAAUUGCUGCAGGUGCUGGCGAGUGGGAGGUUAAGCACGUAAGGGCCUGUGGGGGUAAGGCUAAGUUUGGUGACUUACUUUGCUGGUGGGAAGCUAGCAUGGUUAUCCCUUACGGCAGUUACCUGUGUUGGGUUGAUUACUCAAGGGGUGUCAUUUUCUGUGACGUUAAUCACCCUAGCCCUGACCUCCAGUACGUCUCCUUGCCAGUGGAUCACAUUCCUGUUGGAUAUCCUGACCCAUUCAGCAGAGGAUGGCCGCAGUUGUCCCGGACUGUGUGCGUUACCAAGAAUGAAACAUUGAAGUUUGUCAAUAUUGCCCGGAGCGAUGGCAUGCUAUCUGGCGAGAGUGAUCCUGGUUCCAGUUUCACAAUCACCAUCUCGACGCUGCACCAUGGCUACAAUAAUAUGUGGUGGGUGACAGAUAUCACAAUAAUUCCCUCUGGUGAGCAUGGAUGA
Miscanthus lutarioriparius is the source of this 525-nucleotide messenger RNA. The record is from the annotation of a GenBank genome assembly. NCBI's taxonomy places the organism in Eukaryota, Viridiplantae, Streptophyta, Magnoliopsida, Poales, Poaceae.